AAUGAAGCAAACUAAAUGAUUGUUCUAGAAUGGUUAUUCCUCACAGUUGCUCCUUGUGAUGCAGCGGAACCAUGACAUUUAGGAUCUCAAGACGUAGUGAGCCUUAUGAUGCAAGGAAUAAUGGACUUACAUCAUGAUAUAUUUUUCUUUCUCAUUCUGAUUUUGGUUUUCAUAUUAUGGUUCUUGGUUUGCGCUUUAUGGCAUUUCCACUAUCAAAAAAAUCCAAUCCUGCAAAGGAUUGUUCAUGGAACUACUAUCGAGAUUCUUCGAACCAUAUUUCCUAGUAUCAGCCCUAUGUUCAUUGCUAUACCAUCAUUUGCUAUAUUAUACUCAAUGGACAAGGUAAUAGUAGAUCCAGCCAUUACUAUCAAAGCUAUUGGACAUGAAUGGUAUCGAACUUAUGAGUAUUCCGACUACAACAGUUCUGAUGAACAGUCACUCACUUUUGAUAGUUACAUGAUUCCAAAAGAUGAUCUAGAAUUUAGUCAAUCACAUUUAUUAGAAGUGGACAAUAGAGUGGUUGCUAGCCAAACUCAUCUAAGUAUUAUUGUAACAUCUGUUGAUGUACCUAAUUGGGUUGUACCUUCCUCAGGUGUCAAAUGUGAUGUUGUACCUGGUCGUUUAAAUCAUAUCUCUAUUUCGGUACAACGAGAAGGAGUUUACUAUGGUUAGUGCAGUGAGAUUUAUGGAAUUAAUCAUGACUUUACACGUUGUCUGACAAUUAUGCGAUUCGAAAGAAGUCUUCUACAGAGGGAUAGCCUGUAUCGAGUAAGUGGAGAGGAAAGAUCUCUAGAGAUUCUUAUCUCAUUCCAUUGCAGUGGCUCGACCAGUAACCAAUGGCAAAAACUAAAAAUCCAUGGUUUCCUGAUAGUUUCCCAUUUUGACUAA
This is a messenger RNA of Ricinus communis (castor bean), 888 nucleotides long. RefSeq names its product cytochrome c oxidase subunit 2. The record is from RefSeq and is a predicted model, not a curated record. Gene Ontology annotation, cellular component: membrane. Gene Ontology annotation, molecular function: cytochrome-c oxidase activity; copper ion binding. Gene Ontology annotation, biological process: ATP synthesis coupled electron transport. NCBI's taxonomy places the organism in Eukaryota, Viridiplantae, Streptophyta, Magnoliopsida, Malpighiales, Euphorbiaceae.